UCACCAUCUAUAAGCAGGUCAACUUAUGAAAUAAAUACACGCCACAAAAGUACACACCAAGGGCAAAUUUCACAGAUUAAGCCCACUCCUGGACAAAACAAAUCAAGCUCAUUGAAAGUGCUUUCAGUGCAGGACUAGGAUUAUUUUAGUAGAUGUCAACUAGCAGGACAUACAUGUUUAAGUCAUGUUCAAUCCUACAAUUUCCAACCUCUACAAUCGAACAUCAUCAGAUCAUCUUUGAAAUGAUUAUUGAUUGUCAAAUAAAGAUCCCAAUCAGUCCCUCCACUGUAGUUGCUCCUCCUCAUUGUCUUGCUGAUUACUUGAAUUUCUCUUAGAAAAUGAAGGGGAAAGGAAUGCAUUUACUGUAAGUGCAUUGUGAUUCACAAGGAAAUAAAGCAGCCUGUUUAAGUGAGUUCUCGGGGCAGUACAAGGUGUACCAGUAUAAAAGCUGCAGUUGUAGGUUGCUCCUUCACACUACUGGACAUAAUGAGGACCCUGCUACUUACAGCCAUGCUGCUGGUGCUGCUCUGUAACACUCAAGUGCUCACACUCAGGUGUUACACCUGUGACAUGGCUGAUGCUGACUGCAAGCAAGAGACAGAAUGUCCACCAUCGAGCAUGUACUGCAGAACUGUGGUGACUGCGGACACAGUGACUCGUACCUGUGAGGAGAUGUGUGCCUCGGGUGUCAACGUCUACUGUUGCCAGGGAGACCUGUGUGAGAACUGACAUGAUCCACAGAGAGCUAUCGCCACUAAACACUUUCACCUUCUGUUUAAAUACAGUAGAAUGUUGUGUGGAAAAUACAUUAGAAUAUCGGGAUACAUUAUAACCUUUGAAUAACAUAGAUUUACAUUUGAGCCAUUUAGCAGACACUCUUAUCUAACGUACAUUUAGUGCAUUCGUCUUAAGAUAGCUAGGUGAGACAACCACAUAUCACAGUCGUAGUAAGUACAUUUUUCCUCAACAAAGAAGUUAUCAGCAAGUCAGUGCUAUUAUUUGUGAUAAUCUUAACAAAAACUAAACCUUAUGAAUCUAUGAAUAUUUUGGGUACAGCAAGUCCUUUGAACGAUUGAUCUGUUUCUGCUGUCCUUCUAUGGCUUGAAUUAAUGCCAUUAAACUAUGAUAUUCACAGAUGUGGAGGUUUUACAGCAAUGAGGAUUUCCAAUGCCUGAGCUGUGAUGCUGGUGUGUCACUUUUAUAAAUUAAUACUAAGAGGCGCCCCAGCCAGGCAGCUAGUGUAGCCUCUCCUAAUCUCCUCUCUCUCCUGAUGCUCCUGAGUGGGUCAUGCUGGCUCAUGGCCUCCUGCUGGGAUGUGGGUCGCCAGACAGUGACAAUGCCUGCCUGUUGUAGCCGUAUGCAUCUGGGCAGGCAGGAUUACCUAAAUCCCUCCGAUGAGGGGGAGUUGUGGAGAACCUGUACGACUCACCUGGCAACUCAACUCCACUCUCCCUCCCUCUGAAAAAAGUAUGCUUGAUCAUGGUGUAGUUUGCUUUGUUUUUGAGAGAUUAAGAACGAAGAAAAUGGAAGUAAUCGUAUGUUUUUGAGGGAGAAAAUAGGAAGACUUCAUACAUAUAAAAUCAUCUUAUUCUGCUUAACUGUAGAUAAGGCAAAUGUUUAAAUGUCGUCACUCAGCACACGUCAAGACGUCUAUUCAACGUCUAUUCGUUUAUUCAACGUCUAACGUCUAUUCAACGUCUAUUCGUCUAUUCAACGUCUAACGUCUAUUCAACGUCUAUUCGUCUAUUCAACGUCUAACGUCUAUUCAACGUCUAUUCGUCUAUUCAACGUCUAUUCGUCUAUUCAACGUCUAACGUCUAUUCAACGUCUAACGUCUAUUCAACGUCUAUUCAACGUCUAACGUCUAUUCAACGUCUAUUCGUCUAUUCAACGUCUAUUCGUCUAUUCAACGUCUAUUCGUCUAUUCAACGUCUAACGUCUAUUCAACGUCUAUUUGUCUAUUCAA
Messenger RNA from Oncorhynchus nerka (sockeye salmon), 1966 nucleotides. Its product is annotated as short neurotoxin 7-like. The coding region runs from base 487 to 729 and encodes 80 amino acids. The transcript has 3 exons. The record is from RefSeq and is a predicted model, not a curated record. Lineage: Eukaryota; Metazoa; Chordata; Actinopteri; Salmoniformes; Salmonidae.